Molecule: messenger RNA, 1686 nt
Organism: Bactrocera latifrons
Lineage: Eukaryota; Metazoa; Arthropoda; Insecta; Diptera; Tephritidae
Product: probable cytosolic Fe-S cluster assembly factor GI11683
Exons: 6
Coding region: 51-1499 (482 amino acids)
Biological process (GO): iron-sulfur cluster assembly
Cellular component (GO): cytosolic [4Fe-4S] assembly targeting complex
Molecular function (GO): 4 iron, 4 sulfur cluster binding
Source: RefSeq, a predicted model, not a curated record
GGUAAUUUGCUGUAACUUCCCGACUGUCUACUGAUAAACACAGUGAAAGGAUGUCGCGUUUCAGUGGAGCGCUACAAUUAACUGAUCUGGAUGAUUUCAUUACUCCUUCACAGGAAUGCGUCAAGCCAGUUCCCAUAGAAAAGACCAAGUCGAAAACUGGUGCUAAAAUUACCAUACAGGGCGAUGGUUAUUAUGAAGAAACUGAGACUGGUAAGCAAAAACUGCAAAAAGUAGAAAUAACACUGCAGGAUUGUCUCGCUUGCUCCGGUUGUAUCACAUCAGCCGAAGGUGUACUUAUUACCCAACAAAGUCAAGAGGAACUAUUAAGAGUGCUCCAGGAAAAUAAAGCAUUAAAAAACCAAAAUGCCAGCGAAAGCGUGAGUACCAUUGUUGUAACAAUUUCACCACAGCCUGUAAUUAGCUUAGCCCAUCGUUACAACUUAAAUCCGGCGGAAGCCGCCAAACAUUUAAGUGGCUAUUUCCGCUCGCUGGGUGCGGAUUAUGUGCUGAACACAAAAAUUGCAGACGACCUAGCUUUGCUUGAGUGUCGUAACGAAUUCGUCGAGCGUUUUCGUGACUCCAAAAGCGGGGACACAGCCGCAGUAACACCUCUGCCAAUGCUUUCGUCUUCUUGUCCGGGUUGGGUUUGUUAUGCAGAGAAAACGCAUGGUAAUUUCAUUUUGCCUUAUAUUGCUACCACCCGUUCGCCGCAGCAAAUAAUGGGGGUUCUGGUGAAACAAUGGUUAGCAAGAAAAUUAGAUUGUGCGGCAGAGCGAAUAUAUCAUGUAACAGUAAUGCCAUGCUAUGACAAGAAGUUGGAAGCUUCACGCGAGGACUUCUACAGUGAUGCAAACAACUCGCGUGAUGUGGAUUGCGUUAUUACGUCAAUUGAAAUUGAGCAAAUGCUUGUAAGUGCUGAUACACCGUUGGAUAUGUAUACACCAUUAGAAAUUGACUGGCCAUGGUACUCUAGGACGCCAGAAGCUUCAGUAUGGGCGCACGAAUUUUCCACUUCAGGUGGAUAUGCAGACCACGUCUUUAAAUACGCUGCUAAAGAACUCUUUGAUGAAGAUGUGGAAGUACUGGAGUAUAAAAAUUUGAGAAAUCCAGAUUUUCGUGAAAUUUCCUUACAACAUGAUGGUCAGGUAGUACUUAAGUUUGCCAUUGCUAAUGGUUUCCGCAACAUACAAAAUUUGGUACAAAAACUUAAACGUGGAAAAGCGCCAUACGAUUUCGUCGAGGUCAUGGCCUGUCCUUCUGGUUGUAUUAAUGGUGGUGCACAAGUGCGACCACCCACAGGCGUUCCAAUACAUGAAUUGAAUCAACAGUUAGAAGAGCUUUACAAACAGUUGCCGAAAUCUAGACCAGAAAAUGAAGAUACAAGGCAAAUUUACAAUAAAUUCUUCGAUGGUGCACACACUGACAAAGCGAAAAUGUUAUUACACACCAGCUACCAUGCCGUGGAAAAAAUGAAUACUGCACUUAAUAUUAAAUGGUGAAUGCAAAUACUUUGACAUAAAUGCUUAAUCGUGGUAUUGUAUGUGGAUUUACACUUUAAGAGGUAUCUAAAGUAAUAAAAAUUAUAUAAAAUGGUUUCUAAAUAUAAAAGUAAAAUUUUAUUAACAUUCGUUACUUUUAGCAAUUCUCAUAAGAUUUUUUUAAAAUAAAUAUCCCGGAGAAACGAUA